Papilio machaon (common yellow swallowtail) is the source of this 5271-nucleotide messenger RNA. RefSeq lists its product as uncharacterized. Gene Ontology annotation, biological process: epithelial cilium movement involved in extracellular fluid movement; axonemal central apparatus assembly. Lineage: Eukaryota; Metazoa; Arthropoda; Insecta; Lepidoptera; Papilionidae. Gene Ontology annotation, cellular component: axonemal central apparatus. The record is from RefSeq and is a predicted model, not a curated record. The transcript is spliced from 7 exons. Bases 1 to 5271 code for a protein of 1756 amino acids.
AUGCCUCCUAAAAAAGAGAAAGACCGCGGCGAUGAUGAUAAUUAUUGGCGAAUACUUAUUGAGCAAACACCUUUAAAUGAGCCUACGUGGAACGUUAAAGUAGUUAUUUUUGAAACAGCUGGAGGCGAACAAGAAAUCAUGUAUUUAAACAAAUUCGAAACAUUCGCUAAGGAAGAAAAAAGGUUUGUAAUCAAAAAUAUUUGUAAAUCUGAAACCAUGUUCAUGGUCAACCAACUUGGUGCUGAAAAGAAGGUAAAAGAUGAAACCUUACGAGUUUUCGAGGAAGGUCACAUGUACCUCAAAGAAAAGAAAGAUAUUCCCCCAGAUAUACUCGCGCUUAUAAUAAAACAUCUUGUUUUAAAAAUGAAACAAGAGUAUCUUUCUAUUCAAAAGCAAAUAUUUGUUGUAAGAGAAGGCAUGCGAAACGAAUCGUUGACAAUGAUAGAUCGCUCUGAAAUAAGAAAUAAUAUGCCACUUCAAAGUGCCCAACCGAGUGAACCGGUCGAGCCUCCACAUCCCAAAACUAAAGGCAAAAAAGAUGAAACAGAUGCUAUAAGUACUAUAGUACCGGAAGAAGGCAAAAAAUAUAACACAUUACUUCGAGUGAGAGGAGAAGAAUGGAGAGAUAAAGUUUACGUAGAUGACUUUCCACUUGACGGUCCUAAUUUAUAUCUGGCCAUUACCGGAUUUUUGGAGCCCUAUCUCUUGGAGAGCCUCAUGAAAAUUGGCGUUCCGCUAACAGCGGUUGUUCAAAUAAGGAUUGAUCCCACAUCCAAUAAAAUAUCAUCAGGUUAUUUUACAGGAACUAAAAGAGGACAUAGUGCAAUUGAGUUGGCUGCAGAAAAAUCUUAUGAAUUUUGGAAAACAUUACAGGAAUUACGAUUAGACAAUACGUCUGCUCAAAAUUUUAAAGAUAUGGCUUUUAUAGUUUUCACUCCGCCGUACGGCAGUAGUGAAACGUUGUCGAGUAGCGCUGACCGAGUGUACGACGAGCUCAGUUUCCUCAUGUACGAUAUACAAGAUUUAACGAGGCAACACGCACAUUAUUUAGAUAACAUGGAUGUCAAGUGCAUACCCACUGAAAGUAAGAAUGUGAACAUGUUAAAAACAUACUGUGAUCAAUUAAACGAAAUCCCUCUGGAAUGUACCACUAUUUUUUCUAUAAUAGAUAGUAUGUUACAAACUAUUUGUUACUACGCUUCCUAUGACAGCAAAAGCGGUACAACAUCUCUGUCGACAGAUUUUACAAUAAUGCAAAAUAGUUUUAGUACUAAAAGUCCCACUAAUUUUGAUAAAGCCGAUAAUCUUAUUAACAAAGUUUUUGAUACUUUAUCUAAGGGUGAUUUUAAUAAAAAAAAAUACCGAAUAACUUGUGGUGAAGAGUAUGACAAAUAUAAAGAUCCAGUAAUUAUAAACUAUGGAGAUUGUGCACAAUGCACUACUUUUCAUUUAGAACAUAUUAAUUUGGACAAUAUAAUUUGGUCUUCGUUAGUUAACAUGCCUAUUUGCAACUUGUGGCAAAAUCAGGCAAUUCCUUCAGAAGAGUUACAGGCGAAGGUUAACUUUCACCUCAGCGCCCUACACUCAUGUUUCGACAAAAAAGAACUUGACGAUUCCUUGUUCAGUAGACUAGUUCACAUGUUGUCUUUUCGUAAACUUUAUAAUAAUAGGAGUUCUUUGAAAAAAGGGAGCGUUCCGCCAACCAGUAUUUCUGAAUUUAAGAAAAUAUAUUUAAAACGUAGUACUUUCGCGGAACCCUUUCCCAAAACAACGUCGUUAUUCUGGACGAGCAGUGCUACUUCUCCCCCGAGCCCGACUAUUGUAAAAAGUAACAGCUAUACCAAAGAGUUUUCAUCUGGAAGCAGCUCAGAGGAGCAACGAGUUGAGCUUCUGUUUGAUUGUCCCGAUUUAAGCGAACUAGUAUCUGCACUUGAAAUAACAAACGAUAAGCCUGUAAAUCAUUUAAUUGACGAAUAUGAUUUUUUCGAAGAUUUUUCUGGAAUUAAUGCCUUACAAGUAUUACUCAAAGCGUUUACCAAAUUUAAUUGCUUAAACUAUAAAUAUUGUGAAGUAACUGAUGAUUUUGUUAUGAUGUUUUAUAAUAAUCAUGAUAGUGAUGGAAUUUCUCGAGAAGAAUGGCGUUGUCAUUUACCAACCCCCGUGUGUUUGCAAGACUUUUUUGAUUUCGUACUUGAGGAGGAAUAUCAAUGGAUUCAAGACGAAGAAAAACUGUACGAUGAAAGCACUCUGUUGAAAACUAAAUUAGAAUGGAAAGAGUCCUUAGAUAAAGUCCCAGCAAAAAAUUGUGUUGAAAAUAUUGAUGAUAUAGAUUCUGAGCUCUUAAUUACAGGGUCUCUGAAAUAUCAAGAAAGAAUACAAAAUGAUAGUCUCGAGGAAGAGGAUUUAGAACAAAGUAACUUAUUGCCUAAAAUGAUAGUUUCAUCGACUUCCAGUCCAGAUUCCAAAAGUAGCCGCAAAACAAAAUCUACACAAGAAAACAAAAAGAAAGGUGUCGAUGUGACAUCUGAUGCUGAUAAUGUUUCGGAAUAUAAUUCGUACCUAAAAAGAUUUUCCGGCUAUAACUUAGGAGAAAGAAGAGUUGAAGUAUUCGGAAAAGAUUCGAUUUUUUUUUCUAAAGACGGUACAAAAAUAUGCAGUUUUUACACUAUUAUUAUACCAAUGAAUUUGGAGUAUUUAGUUUUAAAUGUGGUUCCGGGUAACGAAAAUAAUGAAUUUUGGAUGCAAAAAAAAAUAGGGGAUGUUGUUCCUACCAAUACCGAUAAUGUUGAUGAAUCCUUUAGAAUUAUAAGUAAAGAUCAAGUAACAUACUAUCUAAAGAAAAAUUGGCAUGAACCACCUAUACCUGUUGUAACUUCACUUUGUAGCCAAAGUAAAACAAAACAAAAUGUAAACUCAAGUAAGAGCAAAGUUAAAACAUCCAGUUCAGUUAACACUUUAAUAUGUGAUUCAAAAUUAUACCAUACUUUCGUAAUAACGUGGCCCAACGGUCUUAUAAUAGAGAGUGUAAAUGAAGAUAAUUCACCCAAAGUUAAUCAUAUCAAACAAUUUUAUGUAAGUCAUGUAACAAAUAUCAAUGAAGACAUGCGUUGUAUCACUCUAGAUGGUGAAGUGGUUAUUUUUAAAAAAUCUGGUAUUAUAGAAAUAUACAGACCGGACGCCACCUAUAUUAAAAUAAUCAAAUGUGCAAAAAGAAUUGUACAUCAAGAAAUUACAGAGGAAAUUCGCAGCGCCAGUAGUUCGGAGAAAAAUAAAAAAGUCAAGGGUAAAUCCGCAACCGCAAAAGACAAGCUAGGUAAAUCCGCAUCAAAGUCUUCGAAAAGUGUUAUUGAACAGAAUGAAACUUCGGUCGGCACGCCACAAUACGAGUUAUUUAUUGAUGAAUUCGAAAUAACGGAUUCUACUGGCUUAAAGGAGAAGUGGGUAAACAAUCACCUCAUAAGCGCAGAAAAGCUACUAGUAAGGACGGCCACGGACUAUAAUUUGGGUGAAGUGUUUUCUCGGCGAAUGGAUGGCACUAAUACUUUGCUCAAUAAAGAUGGGAUGUUCGUUGCAACAUUCCAUGACAACACCAGAAUUAUUACGACAUACUCAAUUGAUGAUGAAGAAAUUUAUCCUGAGGUCGAUUCUACUGAUUUAUUGAAUUCGCGUGUUAUAUUUGAAAAUGAUAAGACACCAAAAGAUAUUGUUGAAUCGCCAAAAAGUAAAGAAAGUUUAGCAUCACAUGAUAGUUCAACAAGCAACACUUUAAGUGAAAAUGUGAGAGAAGAGGAAAUAGAAAUGAGAAUGGACGGUUAUGUAUCAAUUCAUAUGACUCAUACAAUAGAGAACGCCAACUUUGCUACCGUCACUGUUAAUAAAGCUAAUGGCGAUAUUACUGUUGAUUCGCCAAAUAAAACUUCUCUUGUCUUAGAUGCAAAUGGGAAAUACGAUUUUUUGCUUGAUACAUCAACAAAUGCCAAUUUCGACGGUGCAUGUUUAAAUAUUAACUUUGAAGCUUGCAAUCAGUGUGAAUCUACUACCACAUGUACGGUCAACAUAAACAAUGUGACAAACGUAAGCGAUAUUGAACAAACAUGGCUAUCUAUGAAGGAUUCUUUCGGUAAAAAUAUAGUUGUUGACGUGGAAGGUGCAAUCAAUAUUGUGACUGAUCCGAUAAAAGACGAAGUUGAACAAAACAAAGAUGAAAAAGUACCAUAUAAACCUACCGCGUCCUGCCUUACGUUACUGGGAAAGUGUAGGGAAAUGUAUGAUGCAAAGGCCCUAAGAUUUUUUGUAUUUAGGAGGGAUAUGAGUUGUUCUGAGCUGGUUCAUCGUUCACUUAUGGAACAAUAUAAGAAUCAUUGCCGUUGGCAGCCUUGGUGUUCAAUCAAUGAGUAUGAUACUUUUGGAGAUCAUCGCAGAAUUCUAUCAAUACUUACGCCAUUACAACUCACUGAAACAGAAAAAUGGUUAAUGCGGUCUAAAUACUGUGAUAAGCCAAAGAAUCUUAAGUUUAAAGACUUAAAAGAAGACACGGGCAAAGGUUUUUAUCAUUGGAUGCGUCCGUAUGGAAGAUUUCAACCCGAGCCGAAGAGUAUUGAAGAGUUUAAAUUACCAAGACUACCUAGAGCAUAUGUUUUAAGGACACUAGAGUUAUUGUGGGACGAAGAGUCGAGGAACGAUAUGAAAGGGGGUAAAGAGAUGGUGAAGGCUGUGUUAAAAUACCGGCGUAUGAUGCAAUCUGAAUCGGAAGCUAUACUACAAGUGCCUAUCCGAGACCCAAGAACUGAGGACGAGAAAAAAACUGAUGAAAAAUUGCAAGAAAUAGCUCACAGGAUCUACUUAGACUUGAAGAACGAGCUCUCUGACAACAUACAUAGCAGUGCUCGACCGACGAUAACAACUGAAAGUCAGAAACUUCCUCAACCGCCGAUAUUUGCUAAGACUGGAGAAGUGGCAUGCGAAGAAUUGAAAAGAGCUUGGCAAGAGAAGCAAGACGAAUAUGUCAGAGCGGUAGAAGAGAUAUCGAGACCGAAUGAAAACUUGCAGCGAUACUGGCGUAGGCGGAGAGAAGAAGCCAAGGAAGAGGAGUUCUUCAAGCAACUAUUACGCGAGGAAUCUAUCCCUCCUUACUUCCGUAACAUGCUGGGAGGUGCGGCAUGGUGGGAAGUGAACAACAUGGCCGGCGAGGCGGUCACCAGGGCUGGACAUAGUCGAUGCGAGUGCUCGCGUCCAACAUCAAACAACAAAAAUAGUGCAAAUACCUCUUAG